UCUCAUGUAAAACAUUUAAAAAGACGAAGGACUUGGCACAGUCCUUUUAUGUCAGGUUUUGACUUGAGUGCAUGUGCUCUUAAAUUAAAAUGUCAGAUUACUAAUUUCAUUGGAACAGUUGAACUGCAUCAAUGACUUGCAAUGACAAAGAUUGAUAGUAAACAUGUUAAUGAAAGGUAUUAUCUUCUGCCUAUCUGUGUUACUCCCAUAGAUUUCUGACUGGUACACAAUCCAUGCCCAACUCAGGCUGCAGGUCGUCAAUGCUCAACUGGAAGUCUAUGACUAUAAAUACAAGUUAGUUUGUUUAUAGUAAAUGUGUAUGUGUGUGGAUCCACUGUGUCCUGAAAGUCCACCAUGAAGUAUUGCGCAAACAAGGGCAUGAAUUUUGGUUACAAGUCAAUUGCAUUAUUUUUCUUGCUCAUGUAAUCUUUGAAUGGUCACACGUGUAUGGACAAGAAUGAAAUUCACACAAACACACUGAGGCACCUGCAGAGUGUUCAGCAUGAGUUAAUCUAUAGGAAAGGAGAUCUGCACAUCCAACUGGAUGGAAACCUAGAGGAAAUGGAACUCCUCAAGAACAACCAAGAGGAGGAAGUGCAGGAAGUGAUGGCCCAGAUGUCUGGGUUGGUUAACGUUGCGAUGGACUGUGCUCACUCAGUGGACCUGAAUGAUAAACUGAGUCGCCUAAGGGAGCAGUGUGUGGCGAUGGUCCUGAAGAACAAAACAGAGGCAAAACAGAGAGCUGGUUUCAGAGCAAGGUGGACAGCAUGAAGACCCAAGUGACCAUCUGUUCCAAUGGGUCCAAGGUCAGGUAGACAGAGAUAGAUGACCUAAUGAGAAUUGUCCAGAACCUAACUCUGGAGUUGCAGCUACUGGAGACCCAGAAUCUGUCAAUGGAGAGGGACGAGAUGGAAGUGAACGAGAAAUACAGUGUUCACCUCAAUCGGCUUCAGCAGCACUUAGACAGCCUGGAGGAGGAGGAGCUGCUGCAGCUAUGUACAGCCACAGAGCAGCAGGCGGUCCCUGUACCAGAUGCUACUGGACAUCAAUAUCAGGCUGGAGCGGGUGAUUGCUGAGUACAGGAGGCUGCUGGAUGGAGGGGGAGCCAGCAGGAAAUCAAGCGCCAACGCCAUGGCUAGUGUCACGUCUCACUGUGCAAUGAGCAAUGGAACUACCUUCCAACACAUCUUCAUGCCAAUUCAGAGUUCCUCCAUUAGCGUACCAAGAGCAAGUGUGCCAAGUAUUAGUGAGACCUCAAGCAGUUUGGAAAAUGGAGGACAAGUGGUAGGUGCAGCCAUUGGGGGCACAGGUUACCCGUGUGCAGAAAGUAUCUCUGUACAACGCCUUUGAUAAAAGAGUACAGUGUACACAAACUACUAAUCAGGUUAGCACUGUAAAAGAAGACCAAAGCAAGAGUUUAGAAAGUGGGCACCAAGUUGAAUAUUCAGAGAGUUGCGCCAACACCAGCUCUGCACAACAUGGAGCUAGCGCUAACACCAGCUCUGCACAACAUGGAGCUUGCGCUAACACCAGCUCUGCACAACAUGGAGCUUGCGCUAACACCAGCUCUGCACAACAUGGAGCUAGGGCUAACACCAGCUCUGCACAACAUGGAGCUAGCGCUAACACCAGCUCUGCACAACAUGGAGCUUGCGCUAACACCAGCUCUGCACAACAUGGAGCUAGGGCUAACACCAGCUCUGCACAACAUGGCGCUAGCGCUAACACCAGCUCUGCACAACAUGGAGCUUGCGCUAACACCAGCUCUGCACAACAUGGAGCUAGGGCUAACACCAGCUCUGCACAACAUGGAGCUCACGUGAGCAGCGUUGAGGGUAAAACCACCACUGUCAGUAGAGUCAGACCACUUGAUAAAAUCAGUGUGAUUAUUUCAACAGCUCAGAUUAGCGAAGAUGCAUCUCAAAUGAAAGACACAGAAGUUGUUCAGAUCACUAGUAGCGAUGUUGAUGUUACCAAUGUUAACUGUGGAGGACCGACUGUUAGCAAGGUGAAUAGUGCAGGAAGUGGACACAUGAUAACUAGUGCAUGAAGUGGACACAUGAUAACUAGUGCAUGAAGUGGACACAUGAUAACUAGUGCAGGAAGUGGAGGUAGACCAAGUAGCACAGGAAGUGGAGAAUGGGUGGUUUAUGGUAGAAGUACAGGAACAUUCAGUGGUCCAGGUAGAGGAGGCAGACUCAGUGGUCCAGGUAGUGGAGUCAGACUCAGUGGUCCAGGUAGCGGAGACAGACUCAGUGGUCCAGAUAGUGGAGUCAGACUCAGUGGUCCAGAUAGCGGAGACAGACUCAGUGGUCCAUGUAGUGGAGACAGACUCAGUGGUCCAUGUAGUGGAGACAGACUCAGUGGUCCAGGUAGUGGAGUCAGACUCAGUGGUCCAGGUAGUGGCGGCAGACUCAAUGGUCCAGAUAGUGGAGGCAGACUCAGUGGUCCAGAUAGUGGAGGCAGACUCAGUGGUCCAGAUAGUGGAGGCAGACUCAGUGGUCCAGAUAGUGGCGUCAGACUCAGUGGUCCAGAUAGUGGAGGCAGACUCAGUGGUCCAGAUAGUGGAGGCAGACUCAGUGGUCCAGGUAGUGGAGGCAGACUCAGUGGUCCAGAUAGAGGAGUCAGACUCAGUGGUCCAGGUAGUGGAGGCAGACUCAGUGGUCCAGAUAGUGGAGGCAGACUCAGUGGUCCAGGUAACGGAGGUAGACUCAGUAGUGCAGGUAGCGGAGGCAGACUCAGUAGUGCAGGUAGCGGAGGCAGACUCAGUGGUCCAGAUAGGGGAGGCAGACUCAGAGGUCCAGAUAGGGGAGUCAGACUCAGUGGUCCAGGUAGCGGAGGCAGACUCAGUAGUGCAGGUAGCGGAGGCAGACUCAGUGGUCCAGAUAGGGGAGUCAGACUCAGUGGUCCAGAUAGUGGAGGCAGACUCAGUGGUCCAGAUAGCGGAGGCAGACUCAGUGGUCCAGGUAGCGGAGGCAGACUCAGUAGUGCAGGUAGCAGAGGCAGACUCAGUAGUGCAGGUAGCGGUGGCAGACUCAGUGGUCCAGGUAGCGGAGGCAGACUCAGUGGUCCACGUAGUGGAGGCAGACUCAGUGGUCCAGGUAGCGGAGGCAGACUCAGUAGUGCAGGUAGCGGAGACAGACUCAGUGGUCCAGAUAAGUGGUAACAGCGGUGGAGAUCAAAUGAAAUGUAAUAGUAUCGUCAAUGGAGUCUGGACCCAUGUCAAUUCCGAAAGUGUCUCUCAGUUUAACAGAAAAGCGAGCAAUGAGAGGGCUGGUAGACUUAGCAGUGCAGGAAGUGGAGAAUGGAAGGUUUAUAGUGGAAAUAAUGGACAGAUCAGUAAGGCAGGAAGUGGGGGAAGAAUCAGCAGUGCUGGAAGUGGACACUUUAUCAGUAGUGCUGGAAAUGGAGGUCAACUAAGUAGUAGAAGCACAGGAAGUGGCGGUAGACUAAGUAGUGCAGGUAGUGGACAUAUGAUCAGCAGUGCUGCAGGAAGUAAAGGUAGACUGAGUAGCAGUAUCACAGGAAGUGGAGGUAGUGGACAUAUGAUCAGUAGUGCUGCAGGAAGUAGAGGUAGACUGAGUAGCAGUAUCACAGUGGCGGGAAGUGGAGGUAGUGGACAUAUGAUCAGUAGUGCUGCAGGAAGUAGAGGUAGACUGAGUAGCAGUAUCACAGGAAGUGGAGGUAGUGGACAUAUGAUCAGCAGUGCUGCAGGAAGUAGAGGUAGACUGAGUAGCAGUAUCACAGGAAGUGGAGGUAGUGGACAUAUGAUCAGCAGUGCUGCAGGAAGUAGAGGUAGACUGAGUAGCAGUAUCACAGGAAGUGGAGGUAGUGGACAUAUGAUCAGCAGUGCUGCAGGAAGUAGAGGUAGACUGAGUAGCAGUAUCACAGGAAGUGGAGGUAGUGGACAUAUGAUCAGUAGUGCAGGUACUAGUGGACAGAGAAUUAGUAGUACAGAGGGUGGUGUCAGGGUCAGCAGUGGGGGUAGUCGAGUGAUUACCAGCAGUGGUGGUCCAGCCAGCAGCCGCAGCAGAGUGACCAUCAGGAACACAGGAAGCGGAGGAAGUGGAGGCAGAGAGCAGAUCAGCGUCUGUAAAAUGGCCGCCCUCUCCAUAUCACCUGCCGUGAAAGAAAAAUAA
This is a messenger RNA of Oncorhynchus masou masou (cherry salmon), 4139 nucleotides long. RefSeq lists its product as uncharacterized. The record is from RefSeq and is a predicted model, not a curated record. The coding region runs from base 2151 to 4139 and encodes 662 amino acids. NCBI's taxonomy places the organism in Eukaryota, Metazoa, Chordata, Actinopteri, Salmoniformes, Salmonidae. The transcript has 5 exons.